AAUCAAAACCCAAAAGUUGAGAGAGAAAUUAGGCGAUAGAUAGAUAGAUAAUGGUGCCUCGUCGUACUCGUCUUCCACCAAGGAUAACGAAGGAGUCGGAGGAGGCUCGUAUCGCGAGAAUGGAGGAGUAUUGGCCUCAAGUGUGGGAGUCCGAUGGGUUCGAUAUUGAGCACGUGAAGAGAAUAAGUGAUGGUUGAUAGGUUUUAAAUGCGAAGAUGAUGAUUAUCCCGUUGUUGUCGACCUCUAUGCUAAGAUGGGCCUUCAUCAAUACAAUAUGCGCAAGAUCCCUCUACCGAUGAUCACCAUGUUACUUUUCAGACUAGUGUUUUCGAAAAUUCAUUUAAUAGUUUCAAUGUCCAAUGUAACCUUGCUAGACCUAAAAUUGAAGCGACCAAGGUUAACUGGAAACGAAGAAAUUUACACCGCAAUUUCACCGUGCCUGAAUGUUGGCCGUCAGAUGAGGAUUUGGCUGCUGACAAAAGACCGAUUUUACGUGGUGCAGGAAUCUGAGUUGAAAGAUAAUGACUGGAUUCGCCUCUAUAUGGAACUUGCAUUUGUCACAACCAAUCGGAAGGAUGACGACAAUCACAAGCUGUCCGAGUUGGAGAUUGUCAAGGUAGUGGUAGAAGCCCGUAAUAAGAAACUCAAGGGAGCCAUAAACAAACUCAAGGGAGCCAUAAACGCAAAUAUUUACAUAGAAUAUACGCAGGACUUGGGCGAGAGUCGUCGUAAGUAUAGAACUAAAAUCAGAAGAGUCUUUGAUGUGAGAACCGGACUCCUUAAUCUUGUCGGUGACGAUCAGGUUCUUGGUCUCGUAGGCCACGACCAGGAACUUAGUCCCGUGGGCGCACAGUCAGUACCUUAGGGUUAAUUUAUAUUCGUUGUGUCAAUGGAGGAGGAUAAGGAAUAUGCAAAGAGGUUUUGUAGAUUCAAAAAAUAUCACCAAGUGUUCCAUGCUUUAAAAAAUUAGCACGGCAUGCUAAACUAAACUCAGCUAUAAAAUCCCCCAAUUUGGCAAUC
Eutrema salsugineum is the source of this 1020-nucleotide messenger RNA. RefSeq names its product UPF0725 protein At3g25080-like. The transcript has 6 exons. NCBI's taxonomy places the organism in Eukaryota, Viridiplantae, Streptophyta, Magnoliopsida, Brassicales, Brassicaceae. The coding region runs from base 254 to 865 and encodes 203 amino acids. The record is from RefSeq and is a predicted model, not a curated record.